AUGUCUCCCCGUGCAGAACUUGAGACUGAGAAUCGCAACGACCAAGAACGAAAGAAAUGCUUUGAAGGCCAAAGAAGGACAGUGGAAGCAAACACAGCAAGGGCCCUGGAUUCCUUUCGAGAGAAGGACCUCCAGCAGAUCUCUCAGCAAAUGGAAAGGCUGCAGACAGCUUUUCAGAACAUACCAAGGUCAAUACAGAAGGACCUGGAGAACCUCAGAGCCGACCUCGAGAACCAAUUUGGAAGGAUGAUGGAAGCAAACACAGCAAAGGCCCUGGAUUCCUUUCGAGAGAAGGACCUCCAGCAGUUCUAUCAGCAAAUGGAAAUGCUGCAGACAGCUUUUCAGAACAUGCCGAGGUUAACACAGCAGGACCUGGAGAACUUCAAAGCCAACAUGGGGAACCAAUCUGGAAGGAUGACUGAAGCAAGCACAGCAAGGGCCCCGGAUUCCUUUCAAGAGAAGGACCUCCAGCAGAUCUCUCAGCAAAUGCAAACACAGGAAACAGCUGUUCAGAACAUGCAGGGGUCCACAGAAGAGCACCUGGAUAUCCUGAGAGCAGACAUGGAGCGCCAAUUAGAGCUUUUCAAAAUGCAGCGCUACAAAG
Molecule: messenger RNA, 604 nt
Organism: Calidris pugnax (ruff)
Lineage: Eukaryota; Metazoa; Chordata; Aves; Charadriiformes; Scolopacidae
Product: pericentrin-like
Exons: 6
Source: RefSeq, a predicted model, not a curated record